Messenger RNA from Linum trigynum, 1415 nucleotides. The record is from the annotation of a GenBank genome assembly. NCBI's taxonomy places the organism in Eukaryota, Viridiplantae, Streptophyta, Magnoliopsida, Malpighiales, Linaceae.
GCCUUCAAUCCUCCUCCCUUGAAUUAUAAGUGGGCCGACGUGGCUAUCAUCUCCACCGUGUCAGUAUAUGUUAACAGAUUUCCCUGUUAGCAGUUUAACUUUUUCGAAUGUAACUAGGUUUAACCCUCUAGAUCACAUCCAAACAUUCCUUAACGGGUCGCUGAAUCGCUUCCUGAUGCACAACGACGCCGUGCAAAGACCCGUUAACCUCCGGACGGCGCACGACAAACUCCUCUUUGUUCACCGUUGAUCGACCAUGGAGCUCACCCUUCCGUCCGGCAUCCCUAGCUCUUCCACCUUGCGGCGGCUCAGAAUUCUUCCCCAAAGACACACCGCGUGGUUCUCAGGGAUUCAAUACCCCGUCUUCCCUUCAAGCCCGAGACCAAUGGACCGACAGUCAUUGACGUCAAAAUCCACAACCCCGUGCGCCGCCUCUCCUAUCGGUGACAACGGCUCCUCCUCCAUCUCCGCCGCUUCGCCGGUACAGGCAGUUGGAGGCCGGGUUGGGGAAGUGAAGAGGGUCACCAAAGAGACCAAUGUUUUUGUGAAAAUUAACUUGGAUGGUACUGGGGUUGCUGAUUCUUCUACGGGAAUCCCAUUUCUCGAUCACAUGUUAGAUCAACUCGCGUCGCAUGGGCUAUUCGAUGUACAUGUGAGGGCAACUGGUGACAUUCAUAUCGAUGACCAUCACACCAAUGAAGAUGUUGCUCUUGCUAUUGGCACGGCUUUGCUGCAGGCUCUUGGUGAUAGGAAAGGAAUUCACCGGUUUGGGGAUUUCUCAGCUCCUCUGGAUGAAGCAUUGAUUCACGUCGCCUUGGAUUUAUCUGGGAGACCAUAUUUAGGUUAUGAUUUGCAGAUUCCCACUCAGAGAGUUGGUACCUAUGACACUCAGUUGGUUGAGCAUUUUUUCCAGUCAUUAGCGAAUACUUCUGGUAUGACACUUCACAUCCGACAGCUUGCUGGAAAGAAUUCCCACCACAUUAUUGAGGCAACCUUCAAAGCUUUCGCCAGGGCUCUUCGACAAGCAACAGAACUUGACCCACGACGCCUUGGGACCGUACCAAGCUCAAAGGGUGUUCUGUCGCGUUCUUGACGAGUUCAUUGCCAUAGUUGAAGCAACAAGUGACUGAGGGGCAAUCUGAGCAUGUUGGGAUCACAAGUACCCACCAAUUUGUAACUCCAUCCCAAUUACGAAGACUAGUGUUGUGGUCGAAUGUGAAAUCAUGGAAUUCAUAGGAUGAUGGGGUCAGCCAAACCCGUUUCAGUCUUUGAUGCUUCUAUUGCCCUUUCCAGAGUGACUGGGAGGGGAUUAAUUUUUGGAAUUGUGAAUGAGUUGGGUUUAUAAUAUAUAUUUUAGGCUUGUGCGUUUGGAGAUAUAUUACUUAUAGCCAGAAUAUUAAAAGUUUCAUGACAAA